CGGAGCCGGGGGGAGCGGCGGGAGCCCCCCCGUCCCCGCCCGGCGGAGCGGAGCGGAGCGGAGCGGGCAGGGCACGGCCGGGCAGGGCCUCGCCGUGCUGCGGCAUGGAGGGGACCCGGACCCCCCCCCGGUACGGAUCGCUGGAGUCCACCCGCUGGCCGGAGCCAGAGGAUGAAAUUGUUUCCAUGGCUGACUCCACCACCACCAUCGAUGACAUCGAAGGGGAGCUCUUCAAAAUUGAGAGGAUUAGGGAGAUCCUGGUGAGGAGGGAGUCAGAGCUGCGAUACAUGAUGGAUGACAUUCAGCUUUGCAAAGAAAUCAGCCGGCUGAAAAAGGAGCUUCAGAAACUGAUAGCCCUUCCAGAGACUGAGAAGUCCAACGAGGAGAAGCAGAGGGAGGAGGAGCUGGUGCAGCAGAUACACAAGCUGGUGGAAACUCGGGAUUUUCUGGUGGACGAUGUGGAGUUUGAGAGGCUCAGGGAGAGAGAAGAAGACAAGGAAAUGGCAGAAUUCCUGCAAAGUAAGCUCUCCAAAAGCUACCUCCAGAAAGCAACUCCUGUCAAAGAGAAGAAAAUGACUUCCAGGGGGCAGCAAACCUCCGCCCCGUAUAUGACCAAGACAGGCCUCACGCUGCUCAAGGAGUGCUGUGGCUUCACCUGCUCCAUCAUGUAGCCAGUCCCCAGCUCCUCUGCACAGGACAUGACCGUGGUCUCCAGCCAGAGUCCACUAUCUGCUGUCCUCUGAGAGUUUCAACCUCCCGUCAUUAUUCAUGCUUCCCACUGCAGCACCGCCACUGAAGAGACUUUCCGAGUAGGCUGGUGCAAGCUUGAAUGAUGGCAUGUCUCCUUGGUGCCACGUCAACGGUCGUCUCCUCCAUGACAUCCCAAACACUGAAUCCCACCUGAGCUCAGCUUGGCAGAGGUGUGUGCAGCAGUGAGCCCACGACAAAGAGGUUCUGCACCUGCCAGAGUAAUAAAACAAGCACUCGGAGCUAACGUUUGGAGAACAUUGUGCUCCACCAUCCAAGACAAGCUGUUGCCACAGAUCUCAUCCUUGGCCUUGUACCAACUCGUGAGUCUCUGUGGGAUGGUUCCUAAGGACUCUUUGUGGGGAAUGUCUCUGGUCUGGGUUUUGUUGUGUUUGCCUUGAUGUUAUUGCCAAGUCCCCUAUGGCUCUGGGUAGAUCUGUGGGAAGUGGGAAGGGCAGUCCCCUGAGCCGGCUGAAUGAAGGGCUAAUUCUUGUGGUGUUUUCACCUGAGCACAGCUGUAGUGUGUUGAACUACAGGCAGAUGAUCUGCUUUCCCCACCUUGCUAUUACUGGGUUCAGUUUCAGCUCCAAGGACAAAGAGGAAACUAGAGAAAAAGAGGAAAGGAGACAAAAUCAGAAGAACAGAGCAACAUGCAAAGGAAGAUGAAUCCAAACGGGAGACUAUAAAUGUGGCAGGGAAGGUGGAGAGAGCAGGUGAGAGGCACCCUCACUGCCAAGAGGGCACUCAGCCCUGCCCUCCAGCGCCCAUCCAGUGCCCCUGGGCUUGGCACCAUGAGCUAAGUCCUGUGUGAAGGGCUCACAGCACCCUGAGGUCACGCAGUGUCUCGGUCCUGCUGUCCCUUCUGAGCAUCCCCAUGUGGAGAUGGCACAGCCAGAGCUGCUACACCCACUGCAGGAGGACAGGGGCUCUCCUCAGGGGGUGUGAAGGCCUCUCACAUCUCCAGCACUGCCUGCCCUGUAGGGUGUUGUGGUUUCACUGGGUGGCCUGGGGUGGCUUCCCCUUUGGGUGGCUGCCCAGGAGCUUGGGCUGCCCUCUGGCCAAAGUUCUGAGGCCUUCAGCUCAGCCCUGCUGCAGCUUGCUGGUGGGCCUGGAGGUGGUGGGUGCCUCUGCCUGGCCCAGGGGCUGGCGUUUCUGUGCCAGAGAGGUCACAGCCCACCUGUCUCUUCUCAUUGCACCUGAAAGCACAUUCAUCCCUAUAAAACCACACAGGUGGGACCCUUCCUGGUGCAAUGUCACAAGCAGGUCCAAGUUCCUCCUGCAUUUCUCUAUCAGCACUGCCAGAAAUCCCAGUUCUCUAACCUUUGAAAGGGGGUUUCCACUCACUUGUCCUUCCUGAACAAUCUCCUCUCCAUGUGGUUCUUACCAGCAGCAAUGAAAGUCCAUGAGCUCUUAAGCAGUCCCUCUGCACCCUCACAGGCUGGGGUGCAGGGCCCCAGGGCUGUCACGGUACCUGGCCAUCUCUAGCAAACUUGACCCCGCUGUGGUUCAGGUCUCCUCUGAGCUGACCUCAGCGGUCUCAGUCUGAAGCCUGCUUACAUUUUGUGCUGCUCAUUGUUAACGACCUACUGCAUCCUACAAACACCCCUUGCCGGUUCCUGGUGUUCCCCUUGCUUUGGGGAGGCUCCACUGCGGGCUGGGGGGAGCGCCC
Oxyura jamaicensis (ruddy duck) is the source of this 2416-nucleotide messenger RNA. Its product is annotated as bMERB domain-containing protein 1-like. The transcript is spliced from 7 exons. The record is from RefSeq and is a predicted model, not a curated record. The coding region runs from base 105 to 671 and encodes 188 amino acids. Lineage: Eukaryota; Metazoa; Chordata; Aves; Anseriformes; Anatidae.